AUGGAGCAGUUCCAACCCACGUUGCGAAAUCUCUCCUGGCCAGUCAUUGUGUCAAGAGUCAUUUCCGUGGCAUUUUUUGGCUCCGGUCUCGUCGAAUGCCUUAUUGGUGCUGAAGCGCGGCACAGGCGAAAGGGCACCGAGUUGUCGUUGUUGCAAGCCGGCAUCCUGGCGCGGCUACCCUUCGCCUCAAAGAGGGCCAAGAGCCAAAGUGGCAGUGGGAAUACGCCCCUGGCAUUGGCAGAGGGAUGGUCUCCACCCUCCAUGCUCUCCAGGCAGCAUUCCGGAGAGUGGCCAUCUCGAGGGAGGGCACGUCAGCGCAAGAGGUCACGCACCUGGGGAUGUCUCUUUGGCUGCGGCACCCUACCGCGCGAUGCCACUCCUGAUGAGGCGAUUUGCAUCAGCCCCGCAGUGCCAUCGCCUCGCCCGGCGCGGCAGUUGCAUGCCGUCUUCAAGGAUCGCGCGCAGCGUAGCUCCAGCCGCCGCGAUGGUGUGGUGGAACAGAUCUGCUACAAAGGCCCCAAGAAAGGCCCGAUGCAGAUCGAAGAUUCCACCAGUCCACCGAGCAGAUGUCCAGGUUUUCCUUGCCGCCAACACCUUUUUCCUCUGGCCUGGAUCGGAGUUUGUCUAGUGGUGUCCUUGGUGUUUGCGAUGACCCUGGGCUUGGAGGAUGCGCGGGCCAUUGGGCUGUGUUGCUUCGCCAUCUUCGGAUGGUCGGCACAGCCGGGGAAGACACCCAUUGAGUACACGAGCUUGGCGUUCUUAGCCCUGUUGACAAUCACAGGUGCUAUGGAUUUUGCAGGAGCCUGGAGAGGAAUGUCUUCCGAAGGCAUUUGGCUGAUCUUCUGUGGAAUGGCCAUGAGUUUGGCCCUCACCGAGACCAGCAUCAGCCAGCGAAUUGCUCAAGUGCUUUGCCAAAGGAAGCCCACCUGGCCAUGGCUUCUUUUACGUUUGAACGUGGUGGGAGGGCUACUGGCGCUCUGUGUUCCAUCUCAGGUGGUGCGGUGUCAGUUGGUGGUUCCCAUCGCCCGCAGCGUGGUGAAUCAGCUGGCACUGGAACCCCUGAGCUGCCGAUCCUCUGCGGUGCUCAUUGCGCUGGCGGUGAGUACCAACCAUUGUGGUGCCGCAGUCUUGACGGGCGGACUUCCAAAUAUCAUUGCAGUGAGUGCCCUACAACAUUGCAGCAUUGAUGUCACGUGGGGAUUCUGGUUUGUGAGUGUAGAUACAGGGAACAGAGACUUUUUUUUUAGUGGACACUACCUGGAAACCAUCAGAAUGGCUCCUGUCUACUGGACCCUUAGCAUUGUGGGGAACACCCUGGUCCUCCUGUGCUUGACCCGCAGGGAGCCAGGUGAGUUGUCAUACGAUUGUGAUGCGGAGGCGUCAGAGGCGCAGGCGCUGACAAACCAGGCGAUUGGGCCCAUGACUAUGUCGGAAUGGGCAAUUUUGGCUGUCUUCGGGCUGUCCAUGGUCAUGUGGGCAACGGAUGUGUUGCACCAUAUUCAUCCCACCACAAUCAGCUUGGUGGCGGUCUUGAUCCUCUUCUGCCCUGCGACAGGUCUGAUUCCCUUUGAAAAGCUGAAGCAAGUGAACUUCCCGGUGGUGAUCUACACGGCGAGCCUGGAAGCGCUGGCGCCACUGCUGAACGCUGCGCCACGCGCCGGGAAGACGCUGUCCCACGCGGCGCAGGCAGCGGUGUCCGUGGGACCCAUGGGACCCUGGCGAUUGGCCGCGCUGUUCAUCGCUGGGAUGCCCUUGAUGUUGUGCAACGUCUGUGUGCCCGUGGCUCUGUUGGUCCCUGAACUCUGUCCCAGCCGCGGCCUUUCAGAUGCGGGGAUUGACCCGCGCCUGGGCAGCAUGAUCGUCUCUGCCAUGCCAUCCUGCGUGUUGCUGCCCUUUCAAAACGCACCGUUUCUCAUCGCCCUGAACAUCUCCCGUGACAUUUGCCUGGAGCGCCACUUCGUGUGGUGCCUUGUGGGCAAUGCGCUCUUCGGCUUUGUGGUGGUGCUGCCUGCCAUUUUGGCUUGGUGGUCCCUAUUGGGCCUUAAUCCCUGAGUCCCAGAUUUUUUUUUCGCGAAGAUUGGAUGGCUUGGGAAGCUUUGGGAUCUCAAAUGACGAGACCACGACAUUCUUGAGCCAUACUCAAUCUGAUUCUUUCGGCAAAGCCCUAAGUGAUCAAAUUAAUUGUAGAUGUGGCACUUCAGCCACUUAAAAGGACUUGUGAAGCCAAGAAGUCCAAAGGCCGAACCCAAGAUGUUUUUG
Messenger RNA from Cladocopium goreaui, 2259 nucleotides. NCBI's taxonomy places the organism in Eukaryota, Dinophyceae, Suessiales, Symbiodiniaceae. The record is from the annotation of a GenBank genome assembly.